UUCCAAGAAAAAACUAAUUACGAACCGUUCCGGAUCUGUCUCCGCCAUGAAACCACAACGGCAGAAGAACGUCUCGAAGUCUGAUCCAACCGUUUCCCGGCCUGUUACCCGAUCGAUGACAAGAGUUCACCGAACCUCUUUACCGAUUCCCGAUGAACUCGUCCUCGAAAUAUUCUCGAGGUUGCCUUUAAAGUCCAUAGCGAGAUGCCGCUGCGUGUCCAAGCUCUGGUCCUCCAUGCUCCGCAGCCGAGACUUCACGGACUCCUUCUUGACCAAAUCUCGCGCUCGCCCUCAGCUUCUUUUCGCAUGCGAAGAUCACAGCGUCGGUAAGUACAUCUUCUUCUCGUCGCCUCAGCCUGAAAACCCCGGAGACAACUCGCGUUUCGACCCCGUUUCGAAUAAACACAAGGUGUUGUCGAUGAAGAGCACGGGUGGUGAACAGAUCUUUGUGCAUCAAGUUCUGACGUUAGGAACCGAUGAUAAUAAUUUGUCGUCGUCGUCGUGGAGGUUGGUCCAGUGUUGCGUACCGCAUUGUUCUUCUCGUAAGUGGAUUUGCAUCGGGGGUGUUGUAUACUACGUAGCUCUAGUCAACAGCUCGCCCUUCAAUUCCAUGUUAGUUUGUUUUGAUUUGAGGUCUGAGAAGUUCAGCUGCUUUGUGAAUUUCUUUGAAAAUUCGAGUCGAGCGAGGCAUGCAUCAACGGCUCUGGUGAAUUACGAUGGCAGACUAGGUUUGGUUAUGUCGGAAGAUUCCAGUAAUGUUACUCAAGCGAGUAAAAGCUUUGAUCUGUGGGUUUUACAAGGUUUUGAAUGGUCCAAGCAUGUAUACGUGUUACCACCUACGUGGAAGGAUGUGGUUACGGAGACCAUGUGCAUUGCUGGAAUGGUUGGUACAGAUGAAAUCGUCUUGUCCCCGCGCUUCCAAUUCGUGCCUUCCUAUGUGAUCUACUACAAUGUGGAGAGCAAGAAGAUCAGAAAAGUUGGAAUCCAAGGAAUGGAUGCUUUUCAGGGUAAAAGAUUCUACACCUAACUCAACUAUGUUGAGAAUGUGAAGCUUCUUUAAGCAUUCCAAGUGUAGUUUUCAUUUUGUUUGUUUCUUUUUCUCUAGGGUCUUAGUUUGAACAACCCAUCUCUUGUAGAAUAUUAGACAAGGGGGACUGUAGAAAAUCUUUUUUGUUACAACCUCUGUAACUAGUAAAUAUACUAAUCCAAGGGGAUGUUUUAAGAAUGUGAUCUUUCAGUGCUGUGAUAGAUAGAAUAAGAGUUUCUAGAUCCAUCAAAUGAGUUGAAAUGUAGCUUAAGGUCACUUGACCUCGCCAGAAAAUGAUGUUUGCCAAUCCCUUGUAAAUGAUCUAAUUUUGUGCCAUUUUUUGGAUUGUACCGAGUAGAACCUGAG
This is a messenger RNA of Raphanus sativus (radish), 1393 nucleotides long. RefSeq names its product putative F-box protein At3g23960. NCBI's taxonomy places the organism in Eukaryota, Viridiplantae, Streptophyta, Magnoliopsida, Brassicales, Brassicaceae. The coding region runs from base 47 to 1027 and encodes 326 amino acids. The record is from RefSeq and is a predicted model, not a curated record. Gene Ontology annotation, molecular function: protein binding. The transcript has a single exon.